Molecule: messenger RNA, 3536 nt
Organism: Paramecium pentaurelia
Lineage: Eukaryota; Ciliophora; Oligohymenophorea; Peniculida; Parameciidae
Source: the annotation of a GenBank genome assembly
AUGCUAUAAGAAUAUUAUAAUCGAAAAGUGCUGUUUAUAACUGGAUGUACUGGUAAAUAGGUAAUUGAUAUAUAUUAGGAUUUGUGGGCAAAGUAUUAUUAGAAAAGACCUUGCGUUGUUUACCAAAUGUUGAAUGUAUUUAUGUUCUGAUCAGACAAAAGAAAGGUAGUAGUUUAAUGGAAAGGUUUAAACGAGAAAUUUUGGAUUCAUAAGUAAGGAUAUGAUUAUGAGUUAGUGUUUUGAUCGAUUAAGAUAGAUUUAUGGUGGAGGUUUUGAAAAAUUUAUAAUUGAGAAAAUUAUUCCUAUUGAAGGAGAUAUGUUAAAAGAAGGCUUAGGAAUGGCUGAACAUGAUAAAAACAUUAUAAUUAAUAAUGUCAAUGUAAGCAAAUAAUUAAUCAUUAGAUAAUAAUUAACUGUGCUGCAAGUGUGGAUUUUAAUGCAAGAUUAGAUGAUGCUAUAUAAAUUAAUGUAAGAGGACCUCAAAGAUUUAUAGCAUUAGCAUAAUAAAUUAAAAAUUUAGAAAACUUUAUUCAUAUCUCAACAGCAUAUGUAAAUUCAGAUAAGGCUGGUUAUAUAGAAGAGAAAAUAUAUGAUCCUAAUUAAGAGAAUUUGGAACAAUUAGUAUCUCAAUUAUUAAAGACUCCUGUAAGUAUAUUGGAGAAAAAUGUAAAAGAUAUUAUUGGAGAUUUUCCUAAUACUUAUACUUUUACAAAAUGUAUAGCUGAAAAACUUUUAGUUUAAAACAGAGCUCCUAAUUUUCCACUUACUUUUGUUAGACCAUCUAUUGUUGGAGCAUCAUGGAAAGAUCCUACACCUGGUUGGAUUGAUAGUUUAGUAGCUAGCAGUGCCAUAUUCUUCUUUGUUGGUUUAGGAUUAAUAAAAACAUUAAAUGGUGAUGAAUGUUUAAUUGGAGAUUAAGUACCUGUAGAUUAUGUAGCUGAUUUUAUUUUAGCAACAGGUGCAUAUCAAAAUGGUAGAAAAGAAGUAAGUGUCUAUCAUUGUUGUUCUUCUGCUAAAAAUCCAAUGACAUGGUAAUUAGCUAAAGAAGUUAAUGCAUUAUUUUGGACAAAAUCUCCAAGUUCUCAAUAAUUUUCAAAACCCAAUUUAACAUUCUAUAAAAAUGAAAAAAUAUAUAAAAUAAUGUCUAAAGUUAAAAAUGCUCCUGCUUUACUUUAUUAUUAAGUUGCAAAUAAGAUUGGAAAUAAGGAAAUGAAGAUUUAAGCAAAAAGAUUAAGAAAGAUUAUAGAUAGAGCUGAAUCGAUUAAUGACACUUUCAAACCAUUCGUUAUAAAUGAAUGGAUUUUUGAUAGUUCCAAUAGUAAUGUACUUAUAAAAUUCUUAAGUGAAUCUGAUAAGCUAAAUUUUAAUAUAGAUAUUGAACAAUUAAAUUGGAGAUAAUAUUUAGAAAGGUUUAAUUGGGGAAUUCAAAAAUAUAUCUUAAAAGAUUAAACAAGAGAAUUAAAUGAAUAGAGUACUGAUGUACUCAGUUAAAGAAAUCAAUAGUCUUAUUUUAGUGAUAUCGAAUGGUGUCUUAGUCAUGGCUAAGAUUUCAAAACAAAAACUACAAAAGAACAAAUAAGUCUAGUGAUGAAUUCUCAAAGAGUAUAAUCAGUUAUCAAAUAAUUAGUUGAAGAAAAAUCUAAAAAAUAUCAAUAAACUACACUUAAUCUUGAGAAAUUGCAUUAGAAUAUUGAAAAAUAAGGUAUUGAUAUUUGUGAAGUAAUGUUUGCCAAUUAUAAUAUGAGAAUAAUUAGAAUAUUUGGAUGGUUUAUAACCAAAGUCUUUAGAUAAAUAUAUGAAAAAGUUUAAAUAAAUGAACCAGCCUUAUUAGAAUUGUAGAAUUAUGAUUAGAAAACUAGAGGUCCCUUAAUUUUUAUGCCAACUCAUAGAUCCUAUAUAGAUUUUAUAAUGGUAUUUGAUAUCUUUUUAUUUUAGUGUUCUUAUGUCUUUUUCUCAUAUAAGAUCAAAUGUCCACAUAUAGCAGCUGCAGAGGAUUUUUUAUCAAUGGCUUUAAUUCCAACAAUUUUAAGAGCUUCUGGUGCUUUCUUUUUAAAGAGAAAAUAAUUAGAAGAUAAUAUAUUAUAUAAAGCUAUCUUUUAUGAAUAUGUUUAAAGAAUCUUAAUUGAAGAAUGUUAUCUAGAAUUCUUUAUUGAAGGUACUAGAUCUAGAACAGGUAAGACUUUAAAUCCAAAAUUUGGAUUAUUAAAUAUUGUGUGUGAUGCUGUUUUUGAUAAAAAGAUACAUGAUGCCACAAUAUUACCAAUUACAAUAAAUUAUGAAAAAGUAUUAGAGGCUGACACAUAUCCAUAUGAACUAUUGGGAGAAGAGAAGGUUAAAGAAUCCUUACUUAGAGUUAUUAAGGCUAUUAAAAUAUUAUCAUCAAAUUUUGGUAGAAUACAUGUUGGAUUUGGAAAAAUGAUAUCAGUUAAAGAGUGGUCAAAAUAAUAAGGUUUAGAUUCCUUUGAGAAUAUUAGAGAUCGUAAAAAAGGAGUUGAAACAUUGGGUUAUGAAGUAGCUUACUAAUUAAUUGAAGAAAUGGUUGUAAUGCCUACAGGAAUAGUUUCAACUUUAUUAUUAAUGAAUAGAAGAGGUAUUACAGAAGAUUAAUUGAUAAAAAGAUUUGAAUGGGUAUUGAGACAAAUUACAAAAAGAGGAGCCAAAACUUCAAUUACUAAUAAUGGUUAAAGUGAUGUAGCUGUGAGAAAUUCAAUUGGAUUCUUAUAAGAUUUGGUAGAUAAAAAGAAGAAAAAUGUAUUUGAAUUGACAUUAAUACCAAAAUAAGAAUAUAAGAGCAUUCUAUUAUUAAGUUAUUAUAGAAAUCAAUUAGCUCAUAUAUUCUUUAGUGAAGGAAUAGUUUGUUGUGCUUUAAAUGGAUUUGGACAUUUGUUAUCUCAUAAGGAAGGAGUAAGUAUAGAAAGAUUAUGGGAAGAGAGUGAUUUCUUGUUGAAAUUAUUAAAAAGAGAAUAUGUUAUAAGAAAUAGAAUUACAUCUAAAGAAUAAAUGACAAAUUUCAUUUAAUAAAUGAUAGACAAGAAUGUUUUAGAAAAGGUUUAAGAAAAGAUUAGAGUUAAUUAACAAUUUGGUGAAUAGGCAUCUUAAUUUACAUGUUCAAUUAUAUGGCCUUUAGUAGAAUGUUAUUGGGCAACAAUUGUUUAUUUAUAUUAAUUAAAAAGAGUAAGUGAUACAAACACUACAUUUGAAUUAUCUGAAUUAAUAACUUAAAUACAAGGAUUUGCUGAAUAAAUGUAUGGAGAACAUAUAAUGGAACAUUAUGAAAGUUGUUCUAUAGAAACUAUUAAGAAUGCUAUAAACACUUAUUAAACUAUGAGAUGUAUCAAUAUUAGUAAAAAGGAUGAUUCUGAUUAAGUAAGUAUUGUAUUUACUGAUCAAGAAGUAAUUUUAUUACUAUAAAUUAGUUAUUGGAAGUUGAAGCUUAAGUUAAAAAGUAUUUAAAGAAUAAUUAUUCUAAAUCAAUAUAAAACCCUAUAGAUAUUGCUAGAUCUUUGUUAGAUUAUACCAUUAUACCCAAAUUAUGA